Mauremys reevesii (Reeves's turtle) is the source of this 640-nucleotide messenger RNA. RefSeq names its product RNA polymerase II, I and III subunit F (gene POLR2F). Gene Ontology annotation, molecular function: DNA-directed RNA polymerase activity; DNA binding. Gene Ontology annotation, biological process: DNA-templated transcription. NCBI's taxonomy places the organism in Eukaryota, Metazoa, Chordata, Testudines, Geoemydidae. The record is from RefSeq and is a predicted model, not a curated record. The transcript has 5 exons. Gene Ontology annotation, cellular component: RNA polymerase III complex; RNA polymerase I complex; nucleus. Bases 155 to 538 code for a protein of 127 amino acids.
CCGUCCGCUUCCGUCUACGUCAGCGCCGACCCCGGAAGUGGCUGCUUGGAGGUCAAUCGCCGCGCUCGUGGGUUGCCUGCUCUGUGACGACACCCCGCCCCUGGGGGUCUGCGGUUGGGAUCGCGUCGCGAGAGUCUCGCGCCGGGCCGGUAGCAUGUCCGACAACGAGGACAACUUUGAUGGUGACGACUUUGACGAUGUGGAGGAAGAUGAAGGGCUAGAUGACUUGGAGAAUGCAGAGGAGGAGGGUCAAGAGAAUGUAGAAAUCCUUCCAUCUGGAGAGAGACAGCAGGCAAAUCAGAAGCGGAUCACAACUCCAUACAUGACCAAAUAUGAGCGAGCCAGAGUCCUGGGCACUCGUGCACUCCAGAUAGCGAUGUGUGCUCCAGUCAUGGUAGAGUUGGAAGGAGAGACAGAUCCUCUGCUGAUUGCAAUGAAAGAACUCAAAGCUCGGAAGAUUCCCAUAAUCAUCCGCAGGUACCUGCCAGAUGGAAGCUAUGAAGACUGGGGUGUGGAUGAGCUAAUUAUCACAGACUGACCUGCUUCCUGUCAUUCUCCCUGGUUCCUCCUUCACCUGCAGAUGCUUUUAUUUUUGUUUAUAUUUGUGUAAAUAAAUAAUAAACCCCCAUUUUAAAGCAAA